Messenger RNA from Colletotrichum paranaense, 336 nucleotides. RefSeq lists its product as uncharacterized. The record is from RefSeq and is a predicted model, not a curated record. Lineage: Eukaryota; Fungi; Ascomycota; Sordariomycetes; Glomerellales; Glomerellaceae. The coding region runs from base 1 to 336 and encodes 111 amino acids. The transcript has a single exon.
AUGCCUGCCACAGAUACGAAGGCAAAGUUGCGGUGCGAAGCGCCUGGUUGCGAGCAUAGAGCCUACUCUAAUGCCUCCAACCUCAAGAGGCAUAUCAGAUCCAAGCAUGGCAGAGCAGUCCAGAUGUCCUGCGGCAAAAGUUUCCCAAGCCACCAGUCAAACAUCAAGCGCCACAAAAUUACCUGCGGUUGCGAUGUUGUGGUUCAGACACCUAUGACUGCUACCACCAAUACGAUGACGACGCCGACCUUCGACGAUACUUUCGAUCUGAUAUUGGAUGACUUGAAAGAUGCUUACUAUCCCGUGGACAACAACUUAUUCGGGUCAUUCCAGUGA